AUGACUGCUAUCGCCAAGGUCGAUGGAGAUAGGGAGGGAGAACAGCGCAGUCGGGGAAGAUACGGAGUGAAGAAACCAAUAGAUGAAUCAAAUCAACAAAAACCAUUCGAUAGCAACUUUAAGGACCAAAGUCAACAGAUUAGGAAUCUUAAUCAUCCCAGUACUCGAGCACAAAAUGACGGAAAUACAAGAGUUGAGUAUGCGGAAGGACCAGAUCCACGAUUAGAUGAAAGGCAAGGAACUCCGUGGGUUCUCCAGUCUUAUUCCAACGCCCCACCUCCUUCCUUUGAAAAACCGCAGAUUAUAAUUGAUCCAUCCGGUUCAUUCCGGGAAAAUCAAGGUGAAUUAGUUAAUAGUGCUAAAAAUCGGACUAGACCGUGGUUUCCAAAAAGUCCUUCUGAAAGACCACCAAUUCCAAGAAAUUCGAAUUUCGCAGAUCAGAGUAAUGUCCCACAAUCUUUGGAUGAUCACCAGAGACGAUCAUUUGCCAUUGAUCAUUCUGAUGCAUUUAAGAAACGGGAACAAGAAACUUCUCAAAGGUUGACUAAACCUUAUACACCGCAAAUAUUACCCUACUACAAAAACGAGCAACCCUCCCGACAAAGUUUAACAAAACCGUGGUUCCCACAAUCGGGUUAUGGGCAGCCUCAAGUUGCUAGUGGUCAAACUGAAUCACCCAGUGAACCCAUUCACAAAGUGCCUUUGCCUCUUCCUAUACAAAACUUGGAUUUUUCCAAUCCAGGAGUUCAACAGCGAUAUGAUCAAAAUAGGCAUCAUUCUUUGUCUGGAUUGGCAUUUCAAGAAAGAAUCGGAGGAUCGCCUGAAGAUGAACAGCGAAACACACAAUCAGGAACUGAAGGGAGAUUUGCAAGUGUUGAAGCACAUAAUUCGCCUACCUAUGAAGGAAAUAAUAUUCCCUUUGAACAGGAACGACUAUCCGGACGUCCAGAAGUUAAACCGAGGUUUGAAGGUUCUUACCUAUUACUAACGGCCUAUGAGGGUAAUAAAUAUCAAAGACCUGUAAAGCUUCCAAAAUUCGAUCCCAUAUUCAGCGAUCAAGAUGGAGUGAGGAAUGCUAGGUUACUUAGAGGUGAAGCAUUUGUUUAUAAUCCAGGUCAGAAUUUUGUUGUUGGAUCGAAUCGACAAGACAGUUAUCAAGUUCAACAAACUUCCCCACCCACACCAGGGGUAGCAGCACUACCUACAGGUCAGUCAACUGUGAGACCAUAUAUCAAUCCAAAAUUUGAUGUUUCGAGGUCUUCAGAUGGUGUUUUGAAUAUUCAAAUUGAAGGAAAGUCUUAUCAGAUUGACCCAUCAAAAAUGUUCAGGGCUCGUACUGGAGGCCGUUCGGAGCUAAUAGAGGAUGAGGAGUUUCGAGUUGCAGUCCCUGAUAUCUCGGCCAAAGUCUCUAACAACUCGAAUAAAUCACUCAAACAAAAGAGAUCUACUGGCGGGGAACUUAGCUCUCACGCAAUCGACAAUAACUUCAACACUGAUCCAACUAAGAUGAUCGGUGCUCGACCUGGAAGAAGAGUGGAGUCUUCACAGGAAGAGAUAAAUGUUGAGUCUGGCCUAGAUCCCGAUCACACUAAUUUUGAAAGUGCAGAAGAAGCAGGAUCUGAAGUUGAUUCUUCCCGGGUUCGUGCAGUUAGAAGCGCAGAAGAUGAAAACCAAUUUCUAUGA
Molecule: messenger RNA, 1683 nt
Organism: Rodentolepis nana
Lineage: Eukaryota; Metazoa; Platyhelminthes; Cestoda; Cyclophyllidea; Hymenolepididae
Source: the annotation of a GenBank genome assembly